CUGGUUAGAACAGAACUCUAGCUUUUCUUUAAUAAUGCCAGAGGAGGAGAAGAAACCGUCCAUGGUUCGACGGCUUCCCCGCAAGCUCUUUACUCUCGACUCUCGACGCAAACCAUCUGUCUCAGACAUCACAGAAAAGGACCCGGGUCCUUCGUCAAAUGCAUCGGAGACAUCGAGACCAACCAGGUCAGGACAUAAGCAACGCAAUCCCAGUGCUUCGUCUGCCCAGACCUCGUAUACGGUUCAAACGGACUUCACGAGCUUUAUGGAGCGAACGCGUACACUGGAUGAAACCGACCCUUUCGGAGACGAGACUAUUGGUGCCGGAAACGUAUCGGGAGGUUGGAUGGGCGGGAGUAUACUCGAGAGUCCCAGUGAUUCGGACGAGAACAAGGCCUUCAAUUUCUCAGGAUCCGGUACGCCCAAUCCACCUCGACCUGCUAGCCCAUCGGGCAUGUCUUCCAGGAGUUGGAGCCGACCUGCCAGUCCUUCUGGAGGUGGGAGCUCUUCGAGUAGGUCUGCAAGUCCGGCUGCUUCGAGCGAAAGGCUACCAUGGCGAAAACCGUCGAAGAAGCCAUCGCUACUAGCAGCCCAUUCGAAACUAUCAAAAGAGUCAACAGCACCUGAACCUCCCUCUCCAUCCAGGCUUCGUUGGGACCACGUCCGACAACAUGUUUUGCCUGUUCAAACUAGGAUAGCACCGCCUCCACCACCCACUCCACCGCCCGGGUCCAUCGUCGUCCCAUCUCGUCCUUCCACGCCGAAGCAGUUCAGGAUCGGGAAGGCGAGGCUAGGGUUCAAGCAGGUGGUAGAACAGGCGCAGGAUGCUAGUGAGGACCAUAUGGAACAGUUCGCCUCAUUGAUCACCGAACUUUGCUGGAAGGCACGAACCGGAGAGACGAGAGGACAGAGGGCGGAAAGUGGAGGUGGUAAUAUGACAUUACCCGGAACGUUCAAUCUCGCAUUCAUGGCAACUGCGUCCUCCCUUACGAGUCUUCCUACAUCUCAUACGGUCAAGAGUGGCAUGAGAAGACAACCCUCGGUCACGAGUAUGGCGUCCACUGCUCGGCCAAUACAUACGCCUGCGAUGUCGAGUAUACAUGGAGCCAUCUCGCAGUUCGCCUCUACGUCGACUACCUGGGAGCGUGCAUCUCUUCCGAUGCCACAGGAGUCCCAUGUGCUCGCCACACUUUUCUUGCCGUUCAUGGGAGCGCCUACAGCGGAUGCGGAGCAGGUAGCACGGGUAGAGAUCGAGAGGGUUCAUGCGAUUGAGACAUUCGAGAUUAUGGUUCAGACCUGGAAGGCUGCAACGCCAGAGGGUGAGCUGCAGCGAUGCAUAUGGUGCUGUAAAGCUGUCAUUGGGGCGUCCAUGUCCACGCAAAUGCGCAUGCGGCUGUUUGCUGCCCUUUCCUCCCGCCUGUUCACCCCAGGCGCGAACUUCAAAGCCAACACACCAUUAAUCUUUCAAACUCUCGUCCAAGAGCUCUUCUCUCUUUUGGCCACAUUAUCGCUUCGGCCUGACACAACACACGCAACACGACAUGUUCGCGAACUCAUCGCAGGAGUACUGCAGGGUUCGUGCGGUGACUUUGAUGGCGCUGCAGUAGAGAAGGAGUAUGGCGUGCCGUUCCAAAGUAGUGAUGCGCAACGAAUUAGAGACUGUGCCGUCGAGUUGGCUCUGGCGAUGUGUGUUGAGAAUGACUCGCCAUCGAAUCAACAAUAUAUUCUGAGAUACCUGCUUCCGGAAUAUUGGCCCGCCACGCCAGAUUCACUUCGAGUAUCCUCGAAUCUAGCGCCCUUGUACCUUCGUCGCUUGCAUCGCCUGUCGCAUUCCCUGCUACAACUCUUCCAUCCACGUCCUCCUUCAAGGGAAGAACUCUCUACGAUCGACCUCCUACUCGAAACUCGCCUCAUUCCCGAAGCAGACCUUAUCGAGGAGGACGCCGCCAUCGAAGUGAAAGCUAUCAUAGCCAAGAUAGCGCUGCAUAUUCUCUGCGUCGAAGGCACGGCAGAGCAUGAUACCGCUAGGUCGUAUGUAGUUCAGUGGUUUGGGCGUGGUGGACAGUGGAAGUUCGCGCUCGAGAAGGCGCUGCAGCAGAUUAUCGAAGGCGGUGACUGGCAUCUCACUCUAGGCGUCUUGACAGUUCUAGUGGAAGAGUUGGCUGAGGACGUUCGUACACCCGUCACCGCCUUUUCCCUCCCGUUGUUAUAUGAGAGGCUCGUCAAGGAUCCUCCUCCUUAUCCCUCACCUACUGCCACUGCGCUCCUUGAGACCAUUGCCCAAGCGUAUCCUAGACUCUUCUACAAGCCGCUCAUCUCAUUGGCAGCAGCCGCCAAAGAUGCCACGUUGACCCAGCAACUUCGCAUCACCGUCACCCUCGCUCGACUCGUGCCUACUUUCUGGAUCCGCGAUCUCGAGAUGAUUACAGCUGCGUUGAUGAGUGACAGUGCCACAUCGAAAACUACGGCCAGCGAAUCGAAUGGGAAGGUUUGGGGCAAGCCGAGGAUCGGCCAGUUGGUCUUGUUUACCGAAAUCAUUGCGUAUGUCAGGGAGAUAGCAAAGGAACGGGAGGAGAAGACGAUGCCUGAGCAAGCUUGGAUACCGCGGGCUACCUUCCUGCUCACACUGGAGUAUAAGCUAGGUCAACUCGUCGAAGCCAAGGAGCGGAUGACCUUUGUACCUUUGCCGCAACGAGUCAUAAUGUCUGUGCUAUUCUAUGAGAUUCGCCUUCUGCUCAGGACGCUCAAGAGUGCCCCGUGGCCCUCUCGCGUGGUCUCGUGGGUUACGGAUAUUCGGACCACUGAUAAUGGCCUGUUAGCUCAGACUGAGCGAGAGGAAGAGUGUACAAGGACCCUCACGAGGUUGUCGGCUCUGUAUAUCGCUGCUCAGGAAGAGCGCCGGCCAGUCACAUCCCGUCGAAGUGCUAUGAUUCUAUCCCCUUCGAUUUCAACAGAAGAUACUCCUAGCCCUUCCGGUCAAACUAAUACAAGAUUUGUCAGCGUGCUCUCCGAAAGGACACAUAUAUUCGACUCAUUCUCCAAGGGACUGCUCAGGAACAGUCUACGUCUUUUUGUGGCGAUCUCUGGCAUGCUGAAUGUCGACGACCACCAGAAAUUGGGCCCGUUAUUAUGGCAAGAUUGUUUGGAUGAACCUGACCAUGAGGUUCAGGCGUCGGCGACCUUCCUCGUCAUGCGAUGCGCAGAACGUAUCCCGGACGAGUUCUUGCAGCUGAUUCGUGCCGACAUUCAUAGUUCCGACAGGAAUGUGCGCUACCGAGCUGCGAGACGGGUCAGUACCCUCUGGGGCUGGAGAUUCCAGGUCUUGUCGCAGCCCUUCAUCCUCGAUAGACAACACCGUCGACCGUUUAAAGUUGCUCGCGGGCCCAUGGCGUUCGUGGCGACAGAUAUGGGUUCCAGUCAUUUCAUAUUGGAGGAAGACCUCGAGGAGGUGAAGGAUAACGACGGUGUCGUAUUGCCCUUGGAACUGAGAAAAAGACUUGCAGAGAUUGGAUGGGCACAAGACGAUCAACCUAUCGAUCAGCGACAGGAGUGGGUCAUGACACCAAUGUCUCUGCUCUCGCUCUCCCAGCUCGACAAGAUUGAUGCGAACACCCUGGACGGAUCACAAAUGCGCUCACCAUCGCCCAGUCCCAGCCCGAGCAUAGAGGGUGGUCUAUCAUCAUCGUCUUCUACCGGAGAAGCAGAUUUGUCGAAACUGGCCAACAAUCCCAACGCUCAUCAUCCGGUCAAACGACGCGCCGUAUUUGUUCCGUUCCUUGCCAGUCUAUUACCUGAGUUGGUCGAUUUGAUACAUGACCCGGAUUACGCCGUAUCGACCGUAGUGCGAAAUACUGUCGUCGACUUCAUGAGGGACGACCCUGCCCUACUCUCUCGCCCUAUCCUCGAUGAACUGUCUAGCGACGGGGAACGAUUCAAAUCGGCGAUUGCGUCACUCCAGCUCUUCAUUCAUACCCAGCGGACUGUGCCUCCGGCUAUGGCCCAUUAUAUCUUCAAUCAUCUGGCAGGCUUCAUGAAGCACAUUUCACGACAGACAGAGGGGCAAGCGGCCUUGGAAGGAUUUGCCGGAUCUGUUCCACUCCUUUCUCAGCUCGUUGACCAUGUCAGUGGCAUGUCCAUGCGCGAAAUUCGCCGAGGGAAAGUCGAGAUUUUCCUCAUCCCUUCCGGAGCACUUUGGUUUCCCUCGGUCGCACCUGUGGGUCCCAUGUACCCUAGGUCACUUCACGACGCCCCACGGACCAUCCCCCACGCUGUGCCUCUUCGUCUGGCCCAGAUCACGAUGGUACGAAUCGCGCAGAAUGUAUUCCUUUUGAACAUCCUCAAACGAAAUCCUCAAGAGGUGCAGAAUAUUAGGAAGACCAUGAGCCGACUCGUACUGCCGUCACUAGACGCCGGAUCUGAACCUCCUCUCACGAAAUUCGAUGACUACGCUCCUCGUGCAUCUCACAAGGCCCCAAACUCUGCAGUUUCUGGACUCUCGCUCAUUCUUUCCCGAAGCUAUAUCCUUCUCGUCGCGCAGAUCUUCAGAUCGCUGCCUCGCCACCUGAACGACCGUGCGGAACUCGCCACCUUGGCGGAUGGGCUGAGUCGGAUUCUGCUUGCUCAUGGGGACGACAUCGGCAUAGUGAGCCAGGCUCUCAUAGCCUUUCUGGUCGCAGCUACUCGUUUCCGCCGGCUGUUUACGUCCAGUGGUGGCUACACUGUGUUCAUGCCUGCAGUCCUGAAGGUCUAUACCGAAUCCUACGCUAAUCCAGGGAUACGAGGCGCCAUCGAAUAUGCUGUAAAUCGAUUCUACGCCUACCACGAGGACGCGUUCGUUUUCCAGAGCCUUGACGUUGUAUCGCACGUUAUGAUGCUUCCGGAUGUCGAUGGAUCGUGGGUGGCGAGACACAUCUAUGCGCUCUUUUCCACGCUCAAGAACGGCGCCCCGCUGUCUGCUCCCGACAUUGCCGGCAUUCACGACUCGAAUAAGAAACAAGAACGAGAAGCGAUGUUGGUCAACACUGCAGAAGAUAAGCCCCAAGCGUUCUUAAACCUUCUCCGUCGUACUGGUCCACAAGGCGAGCAUAUCGACGUUGCCGUCCCGGAUCAGUACGAAGGCCGGCGCCUAGCCCUGGAUAACCUUGUCCGGCUGUUCUUGACUGUUAUUGGCCAUGACCCAGGAAUCAAGCGAGCAGAGCAGUUCUUGCGACUUCUGCGAUACAUGGCUCCCAGCCUCUACAACGCCUCUACCUCGGCGCGGACGGUGCUCCAGGAAGGAAUUGACGCCCUUUGCGUUAUCUUCUUGACCCGCAGUGCGGGACGUAAAGUUCCUGAAAACGUUCAGCUCCGCCCGGACAACUCCAUGAGUUUCGAGGUAUUUUCGGAAAGUACGGGCGCCAGUAAGGACUUCCUGGGAAAGUCUAGAGGACCAAGCGAUCUAGGCGCGAUGCGACUGGACUACCUUUCUGUCGUUUCUGCCUUUACAAGUGCUGGUGGGUUCGUCGGAUCCCAGACAUCGCAGCGGAUCAUAGAACUUGUAAAGGUCAUCCUUCGAGAGGGUAGCAGAGAGGGCAAUGACGCCGUUGCCGACUUCGUGUCAACUUACACCCGGGAUUCACUCAUUCGUGAACAAGAUCUCCGACUCAAGCACGUAUUGGGAUUUCUGAAUGACAUCGCUCCCGUUUUCAAGGUCUAUGCGUCCAUAGUCGAUUUCUCCAGUGUUUUGGAUACCAUCACACAGUUGGCCAGCAAGCCUGUCUAUGCCAACGAGGCCGCCUUCUCCCGACAGAUCGUCUCCCAGUUCUGUGUAGUGGGGUUAGAGGUCUGCGAGCUAGCAGCCUCCGAAAAUCUUUUAUUCACCCUACCCCUCCGACAUGCGCUUGUGAAACUCCUUUGCCAGUCCAUACUGUUCCUAGGAACAGAUAUUAUCGCUGAAUUGGAAAAACGUCCAGUCACCUACGCGUACUUGGCCGGAAUUAUUUUCCCCUUGGCUCUUUCUCUUCCUACCACAUCCGACAUCGUCAACGAUCUUCAAUGGACAAACCCUGUGCAACGCGCCGCGCCCUCACGUGUAUGGACUCGUCUCCUCUUCUUCAUGAUGAACGCCUCUCGAAAAUCGGAGUCUCCUGCAAGCGAGAACCGUCGGACAUCCCUCAACCUUGAGCGAACUAAAUCCCAGGAUAAACGCCGCUCCCAAACGAUUCCUACACCAGCCGUAUCACUCUGCAUCUCGUUGCAGAUCAUCAAGGUCAUAGUUGUUCGUGCAGGCGACGAUAUUUCGAAGGCACUCCCGGGGAUUUGGGUCCAAAUUGGUAUAUUCCUCAAGUCUCUCCUGACCGAUGGUGGAGCCACCUUCGCUACACAGAACGACCGAGGCUCCGAACCACCAUCUCCCUCGCGAUCGCCUGGGCUUACGCCCCUCAACCUCGAUGACCAUAACCCGUUCACCCCUACAUCCUCGCGGCCGGCAUCCCCUCUGAGCGCCAAACCGUCUUUCUCUCAACCGCGUGUUAUCGAUUAUCUCCUGUGGUCAAUGUUGGAGUUCAUCUGCCUUUAUCGAUGCCCUCUGCUCCUUCAGACCCGGAUCCUCAUGCUCGAGAAGGUCACGGAACUUGACCAUCAUCUCCAAAAACAGAACGAGCAUUCCCCCCAAACCAACCGGUUAUCCUUUUCCUCCGUAUACUCCAAGCCUCGUCGACGAUCAGGACUUUGGUCGGCGGGGGCGACACCGGAGCAUUCUCCUCUGCUUAUGCCCUCACCGUCUUUUCCUUCUGACGGUCUCUCGGGGUCGCAACGCACUCCGGAGCGCCAGCCUGGGUACGCACGAUUCGCAAGCCCCUCAUCACCCACUGCUACGGACUUCGCGGCUGCAGGAGUCCCAAAAAUCGUUCACUUGGGACCCGUCCAUUCCACCGAGACGUCUAUGUUUCGUCGUUCUCUGUCACCGAGCGGAGGUGGAUCCGCGGCUGCCGUUGCUCGUUUGCGCCUAUUAGCCAAGUCUACCACCGUGAAGUCCCUGAGCCUUGUGAGAGCGACCUAUCGACGGAUACGGACCGUCCAGCACGUUAUGGGAUACUCUGGGACGAUGUUGCCGCCAGUUGAUGGCUUUGAUGACGGGGCCACAGCUCAUAGGUCGUGGACGAAGGCCUCGGCGUUGGCAACGACCGUUGAGGAGAUGAAGGAUCUGAUGGACGAGUUCGCGGAGACCUCUGGAGAUGAUGACGAUGACGGGAUCAUGCUUGAUGCUGAUCCAUCCUUUUCAGGGUAGAGAAAUGCUAGAGCCUGCUAGAGCGC
Messenger RNA from Stereum hirsutum FP-91666 SS1, 7293 nucleotides. RefSeq lists its product as uncharacterized. Gene Ontology annotation, biological process: monoatomic cation homeostasis. Bases 35 to 7267 code for a protein of 2410 amino acids. The record is from RefSeq and is a predicted model, not a curated record. Gene Ontology annotation, cellular component: cation channel complex; axon. Lineage: Eukaryota; Fungi; Basidiomycota; Agaricomycetes; Russulales; Stereaceae. The transcript is spliced from 12 exons. Gene Ontology annotation, molecular function: monoatomic cation channel activity.